UCAGUCUUCUCUGGCUGCCUGUUUCAGAGCUGUGUGGAUUUGUUUCCUGCUAAGAAUCACAAUGAAGGUUCUGUGUCUGCUUGCUGUGGGUUUCCUCAUCGUUACUGACCAUAAAGGUUUUGGGAUCUCUCAUCCCAAGCCAGCCUGCCGUUACCCUCCAUCCCAGUGGUGUCGGUCUCUGCAGAUUGCCGUAGAAUGCAAGGUCCAGAAGCAAUGCAUGGAGCUCAGUGCCAUCAAGCCAAACCAGACUGUUCCCCGUGUAGCCCUGACUCUGUACUAUGAGAGCCUGUGUCCAGAUUGCAGAUACUUCAUCACCCAGCAGCUCUUCCCCACCUGGACAAUGCUGCAGGAUAUCCUGUCUCUAACGCUGGUUCCUUACGGUAAUGCCAAGGAAAUUUUGUCUGCCAAUGGUCCUUUCAGCUGUCAACAUGGAGAACCUGAAUGCAGAGGAAACAUGAUUGAGGCCUGCAUCAUCCAUUUGACAGGAACCUCCCUGGCAUUUCAAGUAAUCUACUGCAUGGAGUCAGCCACCAAUGUCCUCAACGCUGCAGAGCCGUGUCUCCAGCUGUACGCUCCCUCUGUGUCCUGGGCCGCCGUUGACGAAUGUGUGACCGGACGUCUGGGUUAUGAGCUGAUGCACGACUACGCUGUCAUGACCAGAGCUCUGAACCCGGCCCACACACAUGUCCCUUGGGUCACAUUUGACGGGGAGCACACUGAGGAGAAUGAAGCCAGGGCGAUGUCCUCGCUGUUUAAUUUGGUCUGUGAGCUCUACAAGGGAGUGAAGCCUCCAGCCUGUACAGGAGCCAUGGUCAAACUGAGCCACCGCGGCUGCUUGACCGACUGAUUUCACCUUUAACUUGUUUGCUGUUCAUGAAAAUGACUAAACAAUAAAAUCUCUCAACUAUUAA
This is a messenger RNA of Fundulus heteroclitus (mummichog), 911 nucleotides long. Its product is annotated as gamma-interferon-inducible lysosomal thiol reductase. The transcript has 7 exons. Gene Ontology annotation, cellular component: lysosome. Gene Ontology annotation, molecular function: oxidoreductase activity, acting on a sulfur group of donors, disulfide as acceptor. The record is from RefSeq and is a predicted model, not a curated record. Bases 62 to 847 code for a protein of 261 amino acids. NCBI's taxonomy places the organism in Eukaryota, Metazoa, Chordata, Actinopteri, Cyprinodontiformes, Fundulidae.